ACAGGAGGCUGAAUCACCUAAUAGCGUUUGUAAAAAAAGUUAACCAGAUGCAUAAAGGUGUCAGUCCCAUUACGUGACUUACACGAUAUAAUCUUUACGAAAUAGACUUGUCCAUUAUCAAACAACUAACACGGAAGCAAUGUAAAUCUGUUGCUUUUUUUCAAGUUUGUUGACAAAAUUACGUCCGUUUCGCAGGCUUAAGUUUGAACUAGCUGUAAACAGCGCCCGCGCAUCACAUAUAAACGUGCACUCUCAAACUAUCCGCGCGCCUUGCUGUACACUUGACAAUAAUAUUGUCACAGCAUGAAGUGAUAUUUCAGUUAUUAUAUUAUUACAGUGAAAAUAUCAAAAAUGGCAGUGAUUAAUAUUAAACUUUUUGACGUUAUACCCGUGAGGCUGAAUUUAUGGCUGAUGAUAUUCACAAGUUGCUGGGUGAUCUACAUGUUAAGAGUAAACAUAAGUCUGAAUCUAAUAGCAAUGGUUCCUGAGCCUGCGCAAUCGUCCGCUUCAAAGAGGUCGCAGUGUGCUUCUUUAAGAGCUGCAAAUGAAACAUUUAACGCUAAUAUUACAACGGAGGACGCUAAAAAUUUACGAGCACAGAGCAAAGAAACAUUCAACUGGACGAUGGACCAGCAAGGCACUAUUAUUGGGGCUUAUUUCUGGUGCUAUCCUUUUACAUCCCUCGUGGGUGGAAUGGCAGCGGAACGAUGGGGUCCAAGAUAUGUGGUCCUUGUGACCGUGUUGGUCAGUGGGGUCCUCACUGCGUUGAGUCCAGCCGCUGCUAGAUUGAGUUACACCGCUUUAGUUGUCAUACGUUUCUUCCUUGGUAGUGCUGGGGGUUUCACAUAUCCUGCUCUCCACGCUUUAGUGGCACAAUGGGCGCCCCCAGCGGAAAAGGGGAAGUUUGUGAGUGCGAUGAUGGGUGGGACCUUGGGAAUUGUCGCAACAUGGUCUCUCACAGGGCCAUUAAUGGAAAAAUUUGGUUGGGCAUCUGCCUUUUACGUCCCUGCUGCUCUGAGUUUCAUAUGGUGCGGUUUCUGGUGGUACCUGGUCGCAGACACUCCAAAUGAACACCCCAGAAUAUCCAGCGAUGAAAAAAAAUAUAUUAUGGACGCUCUUGGAGACAAAAUCAAGAAAUCCAAAGGUUUACCACCUUUCAAGAAGAUCUGCACAUCAUUUCCAUUCUUAGCAAUGAUUAUACUACACUAUGGAAACGUUUGGGGACUGUAUUUCGUUAUGACUGUGGGGCCGAAAUUUGUGUCGAGCGUUCUGAAUUUCGAACUGCAAGCAGCAGGUGUUAUAUCAGCGCUUCCAUAUCUCGCAAGAAUGCUGUUGGCUACUGUAUUUGGGUCUUUGGGAGACUGUAUAUUAGCAAGGAAAAUGAUGACAACUACAACUAUAAGGAAAUUCUUCUGUCUAUUUUCGCAUAUACUACCAGGAGUUCUACUAGUUCUCAUGGUAUAUACUGGUUGUUCAACAACGUUGUCUGUGAUUUUAAUAACUAUGUCAAUGGGCUUAAAUGGGGCAGCGACCUUGACGAAUCUUCAGAAUCAUCAAGAUUUAGCACCGAAUUAUGCCGGAACUCUGUAUGGCAUUGCAAACGCUAUCGGGAGUACAGCUGGAUUCUUUACUCCUAUGAUCACAGCGUAUUUCACGAGGAAUGGGAACACCUUCGAACAGUGGCGUCCCGUAUUCUUCAUCGGUGCUUCAGUAUACAUAGUAGCUGCGAUAUUUUUUAUACUCUUCGGAACGGGCAACAUACAAUCGUGGAACUUUAUUGCCGAUGAGGACAAAAAGACUGAGAACCUCAACGACAUGGGUGAUACAAAAAAUGGCAAUAUCAAAGACUCAAAAGAAACCUCAUUAAGCGUCACCCGCGCGUAGAUAUUGUUUGACAUUUGUUUUAGGUGUUUUAUGACUGGGGCUUCAGACAGAUAUUUUGCGAAACGCAAUAUACAACUGUAGUAUCUUCAAUACUUUGAUAUAAUAACAAUUUCAGACAUUAACUUCUAACAUUUGGUAUAAACCAAAUUAAACAGCGUCUUUGUGUCUCCCUUUAGCUUCAAAAAUUGCGAGAAUUAUGAAGUGCCAGAGUGUGAGACUUGCAAAAUGUAAUAAAAAUUUAGUUAAUACAACAACAUAAGAAGACAGACAACUUAGAAAAAUAUUUACCAACAGAGAGAUUAAAAAAUGCAAAUGUUAUUCUAUCAUUCAUUGUGUUUACGGGCAGAGUUUAGUCAAAUGCUCAUUUUCUAACUCGAUCCACUCGUUAGCAGGCUACGUCUACCGCAAGAUAUAUUUGUCUAGGGCCCCUUUUUAAAUCGACACUGGGAGCAGUUUGAGCGAUUAUAAUCAAUUCUUUUGUCUAUUUAAUAUUGCUACUAAGUUAAUAAAAUAUGUAUUUAUAUUUCUGUUGGUCAUGUAAAACUAGUAAUUAAGAAAAUAUACUAUACCCAUUAAAUGGUGUUUUAUGAUUUUGAAUUUUUUUGACGCUAUUUUGAGCACCUAACGCCGAGACAACGUGGUAAAGUGUAUUUUCUUCCAAAUUUUGAUACGUAAUAAUUAACAAUAUAAUUACUAUUUAUUUACAGUCUAUAAACAUUGUUCCCGAUUUAAAAACUAUUAUAGUUAAAACUGGUCGAAAAAUUAUUUUAAUGGAGUAAUAUUUAUAUAAGGAUCUAAUAUUUUUGACCGCUAAAAUAGGAUACAAUAUGAUAGAAAUCGUAGAAACUAAAAAAAUGUAAUCGACAUAUAAUUUAAAAAGUUGCUAUUUCUUGAGAACGUUUCAUUGAUGAAAAUUAUAAUGUGAUUUUAAAAUACAGGCAAUGUCUUAUCAUCUGUUUAACAUAUUGCUCGUGUAUCCUUAAUUAUUUACAGCAAACGUUAUGUAUGUUAAUUUCUGUUUUAUUUAAGAAUUAAUUUAUAAGUCAGAUAUUGAGAGCUGUGAUGUACCAAAUAAAACAUUGGAAAAUA
Pieris brassicae (large cabbage white) is the source of this 2973-nucleotide messenger RNA. RefSeq names its product sialin-like. The coding region runs from base 352 to 1884 and encodes 510 amino acids. The transcript is spliced from 7 exons. The record is from RefSeq and is a predicted model, not a curated record. Gene Ontology annotation, biological process: transmembrane transport; monoatomic anion transport. NCBI's taxonomy places the organism in Eukaryota, Metazoa, Arthropoda, Insecta, Lepidoptera, Pieridae. Gene Ontology annotation, cellular component: plasma membrane. Gene Ontology annotation, molecular function: transmembrane transporter activity.